This is a messenger RNA of Pyricularia grisea, 297 nucleotides long. RefSeq lists its product as uncharacterized. The record is from RefSeq and is a predicted model, not a curated record. Bases 1 to 297 code for a protein of 98 amino acids. Lineage: Eukaryota; Fungi; Ascomycota; Sordariomycetes; Magnaporthales; Pyriculariaceae. The transcript is spliced from 2 exons.
AUGACCAAUAACAAACCAGUCCCUCUCGCCAUCGAGGACUCCUACCAAAACACACCAAAAGCCUCUUCAUCCACCUUGCAGUCACCGUGCUGCUCUUUCAAACAGAGGAACGUUCCGACCCCAACUACGGAAGCCCAACCAGCCGACCACCCGGACCUCAGACCAAUCACAAUGAAACACAACAGCUUCCUCUUCAUCUUUGCCCUCAUGGGCUCCAUCAACGCUUGCAAAAGCCACAAAGGCGUCGUCGCCUGGACGGUCCUCUGCUGCCGAGAUACAGGAGAUACGGUACUCUGA